Molecule: messenger RNA, 8037 nt
Organism: Anarrhichthys ocellatus (wolf-eel)
Lineage: Eukaryota; Metazoa; Chordata; Actinopteri; Perciformes; Anarhichadidae
Gene: roraa
Product: RAR-related orphan receptor A, paralog a
Exons: 10
Coding region: 2457-3866 (469 amino acids)
Biological process (GO): regulation of transcription by RNA polymerase II
Cellular component (GO): nucleus
Molecular function (GO): nuclear receptor activity; RNA polymerase II cis-regulatory region sequence-specific DNA binding; zinc ion binding
Source: RefSeq, a predicted model, not a curated record
UUAAAAGCGUCUGCUAAAUGACUGUAAUGUAAUGAAAAAUUCUUUGUCCACAGAAAGUUUCCAAGUUACUGCGGAUAAUCUACAGAACUGUCGAUGUUUGUUUCUUUGGUAGAAAGUAAUAUGCUUUUUGUUUUUAUAAUUCGGGAGAACAAACCCACGUGAAAGCGGAUGGAUGGUGAAGAUAUCUUAGAGGACAAUUAGGCUCUUGAUAGACCUUUUAUGUUUUGUGGAAGGCUGCUGACUUUAGAUGCAAAGAGCCAAGUGGAGUAGAUAUCAGUGUACCACAUCGGUUUUGAUGCAACAUUUUAUAGGUUUUACUUUUUCAUUGUUAGAAAUAGCCAGUGGUGUUGGUUGUUUCAUAAUUCUCCUAACCUGUAGGGAACUCAUUCGCAGCAUAGAUUGUAAGCAGACGAAACAUGUGCUCAGACGGUAAUAAGGAUGUUAUCCUCCUCUCAGAUGUUUUUGGAUAACCAGCCAGCAAGCGCAACUCCUCCUGCAGUAUCAUGUUGUUGUUUUUUUUCCCUUAACCAUCGCUCAGCGUUAAGCCACUGUCUGUCAAGCCACGGUUGGUACACUGAUAGAGCAGUCGGUUUCUGAGAGCGAACCACAGAUAGUGGCAGUUAGACAUGUUCCUGCGUGGGCCUUGGCCCUGACUCAUUUGGUGAACUUUGAAGAUCUUGUGGGGAGACGGCAACAUUGAAAUGAGUCAACUGCUCUGUCUCUGACAUCACAUUGUUUGGAUAGUUUACCAGGGCCUGUCUACGUGUAGUUUGUAUCCCAAGCACGCUCCAUUUGAUGCUAUCAGCCUCUGAAUGAUAUUUUGUUCAUUAGACGGUGUGCAAUAAGAGACUGGUGUUGACACAACGUGAGUUAAUGUGUUUAGUGUCUCUAAUGGAUCAUAGAGGUCCUAAUGAAACAUUGUCAUGGGAAGAUUUAUGUUGCAAGCUGCUGAGUCCUCAUUUCCAUUGUAUAUGUGGUUAGAAGCACCUUUAUUCAUUGAACAGAACACGAUAGAAAACUUCAAAUGCAUAUAGAUAUUUAGUAUGUAAAACGGGAAUAAAAAAAUAAAUCUAUCAAAAUGUCUCUCACGCAUUGUUGAAAGUGAAAGCAUCAUAAUCCUGUGGCAAAGAUACAGUGCUGCUGUUGUGAUAUUGAUGUCAAACCACUGUAGCGAUUGUAAAAUAAGCCUCUGAAAUUUGAAAUAUUGGUGGUGUUAAAAAAAGUAUUUUUCCUGUAAUUUUUAGAUAUUUAGAAUAUAGAUUUAGAAUAUUGCAGCGCCUGAAACUGAAGCUGCAUGAUGUUUGUCUUGAGACGAGAUGAUAUGAGCGCCAGCUUAUUUGUGGAAAUGCCAAAUGCAACGUGGUUAUUGGCCAAGGCUGGAUUGCACUAAAACCAGAAUAUUGUAUCAGAGAGAGGCAGCUGGUUAGGAGUCAGAACAGAUUAUCAUAUGAGAGAGGAUGAGCGAGGAGAGGGGGAGGAGAGAGAGAGAGAGAGAGACAGAGAGGUAGGGACUGGAAUGGGAAGCAGGGGGCGAGAGUGAGGGGCACAGGAGGGAGAGAAGGAGAAAUGAUAGCAAGAAACUCAUCGCCCGGUCGCUGUGGGGUGGAAGGGAUCAUCCGAACCCUUCCGUCACUAUCUCGCCUUCUUCACCUGUCAAAAAGAGUGUGUGAGAGCCGUCGGAGUGUGUGUGUGUGUGUGUAUGUGUGUGUGAGAGAAGGGCAUGCGGGUCCUCUGAGAGGUCAUGGGAAGAAGCUGAGGCUCCACUCGUCUUCUCUCGGUGUAGGGCCCACCGCUGCUUGCAGACAUCUGGCCUCACACUGAUCACUCAUAUCUACAGACAGGGAGGAGGAGAAGAGCGGAGCGCUUCCAUCUUUGAGCCACAGAAACAUUACAGAUCUCCCUCAUAUCCAUCCUCUCCGCUUUCCUUUUAUUACUUUUUUUGCUAUUUUUCGGCUUCACCUCUCUCUCAUCCCCGUGUAGGCAUUUAUCCCCUCCUUGACUUUUUUCUUAUCCUUAACAUAGCACUGUUUUUCUUUUCUUUUUUUUUUUAGCAGAAAACCAAGAGAGUAGAAGGGAUAGAACAAUAGUGUGAUAAACUGACGUCUGCUAGAACUGGUUCUGACUUUAUCCUUGCACUAAAAAUAUAUGCCAAGGGAAGAUAGCGAGAGUGCGCUGUGUCUAGCAAGCCGGUAUACAAGGCUCUGACUGCAAUCAGUGGGAAGAGGGCCAGCUUCCCUGCCUGAGCUCUCAGCGCCCCUACUGGCUGCAUGCUGUGCCAAUCAAAGGCUAGUGGGUGGGGAGCAGUCAGACAUGAACACUGAUGUCACAGUCACAUGGAUUCUGGUGUGGUCAUGCUCGGAGGCUGAGAGACAGAGCUGUGCUGGCCAGCUGCUGCUGAGACAGCAGUGGAGGGCUUUGCGCUGGUGAUAGUUGUUCUCUUAUGGACUCGAAGCUUAAUGAUGUAUUUUGUGAUUUCAGCUAUGAAAGCUCAAAUCGAAAUAAUUCCCUGCAAGAUCUGUGGAGACAAAUCAUCAGGCAUCCAUUACGGCGUGAUAACAUGUGAAGGCUGUAAGGGCUUCUUCAGGAGGAGUCAGCAGAGCAAUGCAGCCUAUUCCUGCCCCCGUCAGAAGAACUGCCUGAUCGACCGCACCAGCCGCAACCGCUGCCAGCACUGCCGGCUGCAGAAGUGCCUGGCAGUGGGCAUGUCACGAGAUGCGGUGAAGUUUGGCCGCAUGUCAAAGAAGCAGCGAGACAGCCUGUACGCUGAGGUCCAGAAGCACCGGCUGCAGCAGCAGCAGCAGCAUGACCGCCAACAACAGCCCGGAGAGGCGGAGCCGCUCACACCUAGCUAUGGCCUCUCAGCCAAUGGCCUCACCGAGCUCCAUGACGACCUCAGCGGCUACAUGGAUGGUCACACCCCUGACGGCAGCAAACCAGACUCGGCGGUCAGCAGCUUCUACCUGGACAUCCAGCCAUCUCCUGACCAGUCAGGCCUGGACAUCAACGGCAUCAAGCCGGAGCCCAUCUGCGACUUUGCACCUGGCUCUGGCUUCUUCCCUUACUGCUCCUUCACCAACGGAGAAACCUCCCCCACCGUGUCCAUGGCUGAACUAGAGCACCUGGCCCAGAACAUCUCCAAGUCACACAUGGAGACAUGUCAGUACCUGAGGGAGGAGCUGCAGCAGAUGACCUGGCAGGCCUUCCUGCAGGAGGAGGUCGAGAGUUACCAGAGCAAGCCCCGGGAAGUCAUGUGGCAGCUGUGUGCUAUCAAAAUAACAGAGGCCAUUCAGUAUGUGGUGGAGUUCGCCAAGCGCAUCGACGGUUUCAUGGAGCUGUGUCAGAACGAUCAGAUAGUGCUGCUGAAAGCAGGCUCUUUGGAAGUUGUGUUUGUCAGAAUGUGCCGUGCCUUUGACUCGCAAAACAACACAGUCUAUUUUGAUGGAAAGUAUGCCGGACCUGAUGUGUUCAAGUCAUUAGGCUGUGACGACUUGAUCAGCUCCGUCUUCGAGUUUGGGAAAAACUUGUGUUCUAUGCACCUGUCUGAGGAUGAGAUCGCCCUGUUCUCCGCCUUUGUGUUGAUGUCUGCUGACCGGUCUUGGCUCCAGGAGAAAGUGAAGGUGGAGAAACUCCAGCAGAAGAUUCAACUGGCCCUCCAGCACGUCUUGCAGAAGAACCACAGAGAGGAUGGUAUACUUACAAAGUUGAUAUGCAAAGUGUCGACACUGCGAGCGCUGUGCAGUAGGCAUACAGAGAAGCUUACAGCUUUCAAAGCAAUAUAUCCAGACAUUGUGCGUGCCCACUUCCCCCCCUUAUACAAGGAGCUGUUCGGAUCAGACUUUGAGCAGUCCAUGCCCGUUGACGGGUAGCAGCCCUGCCAGGUGCCAGUGUGCCCACCGUAGGGGAAUGUGGAGGAGGAAUCUGAGACACUUUAUUGGUGCCCUGCACAAAACCAGAGCGGACAGAUGGCACGCUGUUCAACUUCUUCUUUUACUUUGAAGGGGAGGGCUUAGGGAGUUGAUUCUUAAGGUUUACUUUAUUGAAUUUAGUUCUCUUUGGAAGACUUGUGGGACCCGACACCCCAUGGGACAUGAAGAGGAGAUAGGGAGAAAUGAUUUCUGUCUGGUUGAACUUGACCCUCUUUUGCGCAUUUCUAUCAUGAUUCACUUCAUUUCAUUCAUUCAUUUUCCCCAGUAUUUUUCGCAUCGCCCUUGUUAUGAUUUACCUGUACAUCUGACUUGUAAUCACAGAAACAAUUACUGAGUCACUUUUGGAUUUUAAAAAUAGCAGAAGACGUCUUCAAUUUGAAGAUAAAUCCGCAUCGGUAUUGUUUUUCAGACUACAUUUCCCAAACAGUUUUAGUGUUUUCACAUUCAAAACUUCGAAUAGUCUUAUCCCUAUCUCCCUAAAAACGGAAAUAAACAGCUGACAAAUGCGCACAUUUUGGUCAAGUUCAGCCCUUUUUCUCUUGUGUUCAGUCAUAUCUUUUGGAUGCCGUUCUUGGAAUGAAAACUCACAGCGACUUUGAGGGAGGGUCUGUCGGCAUGGUGAUGCAAUCGACACCUCUCUAUGGACAAUCGUUUAAAAAAAAAAAAAAGAAGCAUAUAGAAUUCUGGUAAUUCUAAUGAAAACGCAAUGAUUUUAGCUGUCAAAGACUCCAUCCACCAUUGUUGCAUAGUGGAAUCAUGUAAGGCCAUCUGCUAUUAAUCCUUCUCUGGACAGGUGCCCUGGAGAAGCACAGGGCACCAACACAAUGAAAAGGGUCCAUUCCACCUGUUUUAUAAUGUACUACAGGGUAUAUGGUCAUAAGUACUUACUAUACAGAAAAAAAUAAAUGUUUAUAGAAUCUAUUUUAAAUAACAUGUAUGAUAUUAGUAGUUAGACCAUUCUUAAUUGUUGAAUUGAUAAGGCACUUUUAUUUACACCUUUCUUUAAUUUAAGACUUGUAUAUUUACCUAGUGAUGUGUUGCAUGUGCACAAGAAAUACAAGUUGAACCACGGUCACAGAGGCUAGUCCUGGGAGCUGCAGAUGAUACUGGUUUGGAAGUGUAAGGGCUGUCUGUUAGGAUUGCUGGCGAGGCUGCUGGUUGGUGAACAAAGAAGGCAGGUUAGAGGAGCUCUGUUGCCUGUUUACCUCAUCAACGGCCUGCAUGACACCUGUCAAAAUGUAGCUCUGAUACUCCUUUUAGAGAGAAUGCACACAUACAACAACCUACAAACUUUUUUUGUGACAUUAAAGUCUCUUGGCUUUCUUGAUCUUUGUUAUGAACAGACCUGGAUUGAGCGGCUAAAAAGAAAGGAAAGAAUAAAGAGGUGUUGUUUGGUGAAACAUUUGCAACACACUGGCGUUCAUAUACUACAAAAAUAUUUGGUACUAAUUUUACUUUGAAAAACCUCACGUAAUAUGUAAAGAAGGCCACAAGAAAACAGAAGUUAAACAUCACAGCCAGGUUUUAAAAUCCACACAUAGACCGUAAUCCAAUUGUUCCAUCUAGUGGAAGGUGAAGAUACAGCAAGCAGGUUGACAGCCUAAUGACAAAGAUAUACAGUCCAACCUAAAAGCACAUUCAUGAGCCGCUGUCAAACUGUUCAGAUUGUUUUUUGUUGUUUUUGAGUGACUUUAUCUGCCUUCUCACCACAACCUCAGCCUCAGCAACGCCACAACAGGACACAGAAGGAGCAGUGAAGGGAAAGUGAAUAUUCAAAGCCUUGUCUGGUAGUAAAGCUUCUAUUUUUGUAACAUGUUUUGGUUAAAAAAAACUCAUGAAAGAGAACGAGGGAGAGAAGAAGAUGUCAGGUAGCACUUAACUAUAUUCCUGCAAUAAUUAGACUAGCUGUUGUUUGUACGAUUAGGGGAGAAACAUAAAAAUGGUAGGACAAGUGCUAUUUUCAGAAUGCUUUGUUGUUGUGCUUCUGUUUUGUUGAGUGUGUCUUUCUUGUCAGUGUGGUAGUAAAGUGGUAGAAAAAACCCUGGAUGUGCCAAACAGUAGUCGUUGCUUCCGCUUUCCAGUCUACUCGUCUAUAACGUAGAAUGGAUUCCUAAGACAUUCCAGCAAUCUCAGUAGCGGCUUCGAGAAAAAUCUUUUAAAAAAAGAUCAAAAAAAAAAGAAAAAAAAUGAUAUCCCUUUAGAAACCCAACAAAGCAUGUUGAUACAUCUGUCACCAACCGUAACAUAGAAUCCAGUUGUUUGUCUUUUGUUUUCUGUUUGCACACUAUCAUUCCUCAGCCGUGCAAUUUGUACAAGGCGUUAACACCUUGUGCUGUCACCCCUCAGGGAAGAGUUUCUUUUGCGCUUUCUGUUUGAGAGGACAUUUGUUUGUACUCAUUAGGUUUAGUUUGUGUUGUGUUUUUUUUGUCAGGGAUGUUCCAUGAGAAGUGGUUGAGAUUUCACAUUUGAAUAUUCAUCAGAAUUUUAAAGUAUUGAUGUCUUUAAGGGGGCCCCCCAGCCACUCAAAGACCACUGCGCCCCUUUUUGUCAAGUUCAAGAAAAAUCUCAUUUGUAUAAACAACAAACCCCAUCACUUUUAGAAACCGCAAUUUUAUCAGUACACAGCAUAUUCCUGUCACACACACACAAAAAAAAAAUCUGUUUUGGUUUCAAACGGUGUCAUCAGGGUCUUUAAAAAUGAUAACCCUCUUUGUUAGAAAAACCAAAUAUUCUUAUGCAAUACUAAAUCUGUUGUGUUUGGGUUGUAGUAGAUAUGCUGUACCUAAGUAAUAAUCUCUGUUAUGAUCCAAUGCUAUUUGGAUAUGCACAAGCCCUCUAUGACUAGUAAACCUCAGUCUCCCAGCAAAAGAAACCCAGUCUGGAACACUGCUAGACAAUCCAGGUUGAGAGGCCCAGUGGCCCAGCAAGAGCAGCGAAAGAGGAUGAGGUGUGAACGCUCAGGGAGGUAACAGGUAGACCGAAGAAGCAGCUCGCUUUCCUCUGGACAGUUGCCGAGCAUUUGAUUAGCUCUCAUGCGAAUUUAUGAGGAGGGUCUUUAAAAAUCUCUUCAAAGCACCCAAUUGAUAAGAGGAGGGGGCGUAGCACACUGAACAUGCAGAGCAUAGAGCACUUACUGUUCAGAAAAUUAUUGAGAGAUGGAGGUUUGGCUGAUAUCCUGUUAUUUAUUUGCAAAAAAAAAAAAAUUAGUUUGUUUCUAAAAAAAAAUGAUUAAAUUUUCUUAAGCUGUUGUAAUAUCGCUUGAUGGUCGCAUAAAACGAUUCAUUAUUUUUCUCAAAUAUGAUCAGCUAAGGUCUACCGCCAAAACGGUUCUUCUCUCAUAAAGUGAAAAUUUGUUUUUCAUUUUAUCGAAGUGGCAUGUAAUGUCUUCUACGACACAAAACAAGCAAUACGCCUUGUGUUACAAUUACGGGUCUCUACAGUGCAGUCAUCAUCCUUUUUGAAUUGACUUAUUACUUAUUCGUUCAGCUGACUCAAACUGAUGACGUUAACUCUCAGUCCAGAACAAAAAAAACCCCGUCACUCUGUUUUCAUCUUCUUCUGUACUGGUAUGGUUGCGAUAUUGGCAGGAUAGCAGAAAAUGGUCAUCAAACACAUGAAUACUUGUGUCUAACUAUAAACUGCGCCUUCACACAGGCCUGUAAAGUGAUGUCCUUCUGUAUAUUCUCACUUGAUAUAUCCCAGUUUAAGUAAGGGAUUGAUGCUAAGUGUCCUACUCAAUCAGUGUAUAGUAUACAGUAAAAUGUGCUGGUCCUUCUGUCUCUGCUCUGUUGUCUGUGUGUAUAAAGCAAUAGUGUGUAUGUAUGCGUGUGUGUAUGUGUUUGUUCUCACAGUGUGUGAAUAAAAUAAACCCCAGACAAGGCUUUAAUAAUUACAAAGGAACAGGGUUAUGUGGACGAGGAUUUCUUUUGGGUCUUUUUUAGAAAUGUAAGGUUUUGGAAAUGCCAAGCUUGAUCCAUCCAUAAUAGGUUUAGGUUUUAAAAGCAUGACAUAAUGCCUUCAACAAUUCAUAGGUCUGCAGAAUGCUGUGAGGCAACAUUGACCAGCUUCACAGCGGAAACAUGCUUCCCUAUCAUCUCAGACAGCGUGGCCA